Messenger RNA from Plectropomus leopardus (leopard coralgrouper), 1083 nucleotides. RefSeq names its product prolyl-tRNA synthetase domain containing 1 (gene prorsd1). The record is from RefSeq and is a predicted model, not a curated record. NCBI's taxonomy places the organism in Eukaryota, Metazoa, Chordata, Actinopteri, Perciformes, Serranidae. Gene Ontology annotation, molecular function: aminoacyl-tRNA deacylase activity.
ACGAAGAAGAAGAAGACCGUACUUGUCCUCCUUCUUUCUGUCCGUGCAGCUGUUUCUGUCCUGUCCACGCGCGUCCAGCCCUGUUUUAAGUUCAUUGAUUUUUUAAAAGCACAUUUUUAAACAUUUAAAGAUGUCAGAAGAUCUGCGAUCGGAGCUGGAGAAAUUCCUGCAAACGCUAAACAUCCAGACGACCUGCGUGGAGCACCCGCCGGUGUUCACGGUGGAGGAGAUGAUGCCUCACCUGCAGCAGCUGAGCGGCGCCGUCUCUAAGAACCUCUUCCUGAAGGACAAGAAGAAGAAAAGCCUGUGGCUGGUGUCGGCUCGCCACGACCGCCAGGUGAACCUCAACGACCUCGCCAAGAAACUCGGCGUCGGCAGCGGCAACCUGCGCUUUGCAGACGAGGCGAUCAUGUUGGAGAAACUGAAGGUGGGUCAGGGCUGUGCCACGGCUCUCGCUCUGCUCUUCGACAAAGACCAAAGUGUGAAGUUUGUUCUGGACCGGGAUCUGGUGGAGGGCGGCCACGAGAUGGUCUACUUCCACCCCAUGACCAACGCCGCCACCAUGGGGCUGCGACCAGAUGACCUGCUGCGCUUCCUCAAAGAGACGGGACACGAGGCCGUCCUGGAGAGCUUCGAGUAGGACGGGAACUUUGACCUGAGCUGGGGUCAAGAGCUGGACCCGGGUCUGCAGGGAUCAAACUGGACAUGAAAAUAACCUGCAGAGGCAGAUAUGAACUUAUUCUGCUCCAAAGAUUUAAAAGAAAAUGAUCAAAUGCAACACAGAAGCGUGACGAGGAGCUUUUUUUAGUCACAUAAAUUCAAACACUGUAAAAUUAUGAUUUAAACACAGAAAGAAAUAACGUUUUACAGCUCUUCCAAAACUCGUUUCUGUUUUUAUGGAGUUGUCAAAAUGUUGAAGAUUUAUUUAACAGACUUUUUUAGUCAAAGACAGAGACAUUUAUUUUGGGACACUGAGCAGAAGACCACUUUCUGAUUUCUUAAUUGUUUUAUAUUUGUCAUGUUCAUGUCUCUCUGUUACUCUGUGACCUUUUCUUUAUUAAAGGAGCAGACUGUUUGGUUUUA